Messenger RNA from Talaromyces amestolkiae, 1497 nucleotides. RefSeq lists its product as uncharacterized. The record is from RefSeq and is a predicted model, not a curated record. The transcript has a single exon. The coding region runs from base 1 to 1497 and encodes 498 amino acids. NCBI's taxonomy places the organism in Eukaryota, Fungi, Ascomycota, Eurotiomycetes, Eurotiales, Trichocomaceae. Gene Ontology annotation, molecular function: hydrolase activity, hydrolyzing N-glycosyl compounds.
AUGGAACCCCAGAAUCAGCUACGCAGAGUCAGGGACAAGCCGAGAAUUUUCGUCACAUCGGAUAUCUCCAAUGAGCCCGACGAUGCGCAGUCCUUGGUUAGAUUCCUCUUGUACAGCAACGAGUUUGAUGUCCAAGGCCUCGUCGCUUGUACCUCGACCUGGAUGAGGAAAAAUGUUCAUCCCGAAGAUAUGCGACGAAUUGUCGAGGCAUACGGCCAAGUGGUGAAUAAUUUAAACGCACAUGUGCACCCAGACAACCAGUACCCCAGUGUCCAGUACCUACUAUCGCUCAUUAGAAGCGGUCCACCUGUGUACGGAAAGGAAGCUUUACAGCCAGAUGUGCCGCUGAGUGAUGGUGCUUCAUUGCUUAUUGACCGUCUAGAUGCCUCAGAACUUCCCCUCUGGGUCCUCUGUUGGGGUGGUGCAAACGUAAUUGCCCAGGCACUGGAAGAAAUUCGACGUAAAAGAUCGGAGGAUGAGGCAGCCAGACUACGUAGUAAACUCCGGAUCUAUACGAUUAGCGACCAAGACGAUACCGGCUCAUGGAUUCGCAUAGGAUUUCCUGAGAUCUUUUACAUUUGCUCUAUUCACGGUUGGAAUGAGUACGGAAUGGCCUCUUGGGUUGGUAUUUCCGGAGAUCUGCUGAUGCCGUUAGACAAAGGUGGGCCGGACACAAAGAUAGUAGGUAAAGAGUGGCUCAGAGAGCACAUUCAAAUUGGCGCCCUAGGUGAACAGUAUCCCGACAGUGCCUUUAUUAUGGAGGGGGAUACGCCAACUUUUCUCUAUCUCAUGCAGAACGGUCUGGGGUCCCCAGAACAUCCUCAUUGGGGUAGUUGGGGAGGCCGAUAUGUCUUGACCGACUUGGGAGGCUCGGCAAACCACUACUCAGAUGCGAAAGACAAAGUCCUGGGCAAGAAUGGUCAGUUAUUUACCAGCAAUCAGGCCACUAUAUGGCGUUGGAGGGAUGCAUACCAGAAUGAUUUUGCGGCGCGCAUUCAGUGGACCCUGAGCGGCGAUCUAAAAAAAGCGAAUCACGCUCCAGUUGCAAUUGUCAACGAUAGUUCAGGRGGGCCSGAGCCACUGUGGAUCGAGGCUGAGGUCGAGACCGAAAUCACACUCGAUGCUUCCAAGAGUUACGAUCCCGAUGGAGAUGAGCUGUCAUUCAAUUGGUUCCAGUAUAAAGAGCCGACAUCGGCGCAAUCACUUAUUCACUGGACGCAAGUAGCGGAUGUCGAGUUCGUCCCUGUGGAGAAGCAGGAAUCUAUUGUAAAAGUAAAACUGCCCGCUCCACAUAUUGCUGCCGUCGAUAUCUUGAACGGUGUUGCUCUGAAAAAGGGACAGACUCUUCACUUUAUCCUCGAAGUCAAGGACAACGGAACUCCAAGCAUUACGACGUAUAAGCGCGUGAUAGUUCAGUUGACAAAUCGCCAGUUGCGAGGUGCGUCGGGAAAGGCGUUUGAUACGAUUACAGAAGCAUUGGGCCAGCACACUAAAUAA